GUUAUUUUCAGUUGACACUUUCACUGAGUAGUGAAUUUGACUUAGUUUGACAGUGAUGUUCCAAUUCCCAAAGGAAUGCGUAAACGAUUGUGAAUGGGAUUCACUGAUACUGAGUGAUUGUGAUAGCUGUUUUGGAAAUUAGAGAUGAAAUUUAAGUGUUGAGAUCGAAAAAGUUUACAACUAGCAACAGAUCACAGCCUUGGUUUUCAGACAGACUUAUUGACUGCUGUGUCAAGAUCUUUUUCCUCAGUCAUGCUGCUUCCAUGUUCUUGAACACACUGACACCAAAGUUCUAUGUGGCUCUGACUGGAACAUCCUCAUUGAUUUCAGGUCUGAUUUUGAUUUUUGAAUGGUGGUAUUUCCGGAAGUAUGGGACUUCCUUCAUUGAGCAAGUUUCACUAAACCACAUCUCACCAUGGCUUGGAGGAGGUGAGCCAAAUGAAGAAAAUGGGAUCUCUAAUGGUGGAGGAGGUGGUGGGGGGAGUGGAAGUCAACAAACUGCUCCAGAAUGCAAAGUAUGGCGAAACCCAUUAAGUUUGUUUCGAGGAUCAGAAUACAAUCGGUUUCAGACAGCAUCAUCAAAGGAACCAUUAACGUACUAUGAUAUGAAUUUGUCUGCACAGGAUCAUCAGACAUUUUUCACAUGUGAAUAUGAUGCAGGGAAACCAGAAUACGAAAUUAUGCAAACAGCAUGGAGAGAACGAGAUCCUCCUACAAGGAUUAAAUCAGCACAUGAAGCCCUAGAGAAAAAUCCAGAUUGUGCACCAGCUUAUAUACUACUGGCAGAAGAAGAGGCUACUACUAUUAUUGAGGCAGAAAAGCUGUUUAAGCAAGCUUUAAAAGUUGCCGAAACUCAAUAUAGGAAGAGUCAGCAACUCCAACAUCAAACAGCCCAGUAUGAUGCACUAAGGAGACGAGACACAAAUGUACUAGUAUAUAUUAGAAGAAGACUGGCAAUGUGUGCUAGAAAACUUGGAAAACUUAAAGAAGCUGUCAAAAUGAUGAGAGAUUGCUAUGGUCUGGAUUUGCAGCUAAUCAAGGAAUUUCCAAUGAUGAAUGUGUUUAGUAUUCAAGAAAAUCUGAUUGAGGCUUUAUUGGAGAUGCAAGCUUAUGCUGAUGUGCAAGCAGUGCUCGCUAAAUAUGAUGAUAUUAGUUUGCCCAAAUCAGCAGCUAUAUGUUAUACAGCUGCACUGCUGAAGGCUCGAGGAGUUAGUGAUAAAUUUUCACCAGAUGUAGCAUCUAAAAGAGGACUCAGUACAGUAGAAAUGAAUGCUGUUGAAGCCAUCCAUCGAGCAGUUGAGUUUAAUCCUCAUGUUCCUAAGUAUCUGUUAGAGACUAAGAGUUUAAUACUUCCUCCUGAACACAUAUUGAAAAGAGGGGACAGUGAAGCAAUAGCUUAUGCAUUUUUUCAUCUACCACAUUGGAAGAGAGUAGAAGGAGCUCUUAACCUCCUGCACUGCACUUGGGAAGGAACAUUUCGAAUGAUUCCUUACCCAUUGGAGAAGGGCCACCUUUUCUACCCUUAUCCAACUUGUACAGAAACUAUAGACAGAGAACUCCUGCCAGCAUUUCAUGAAAUUUCUGUGUAUCCCAAGAAAGAGCUACCAUUUUUUAUCCUGUUCACAGCAGGACUUUGUUCUUUCACUGCACUUCUGGCUCUUCUUACACACCAGUAUCCUGAACCCAUGGGUGCACUAGCAAGAACUGUGAUUAGCUGGUUGGCUCUUCCUUUAAGUUAUGUUGUUGACAAGGUUGAGGCACUUCUUCCCUCAAGUCUUCUUCAACAGCUUUCUCGAAUCUGAUAUCAAGUACACUUUUACCAGAGCCUCACAGACUGUCAUGUUGCAUUUCUUCAGAUUUCUUCUCAGUUUGAUAUUUGCCAUAGUGUAGAUAUCAGUAAUGAUUGGAUGCUGUUUUUUGUUUUGUUAGAUGGAUUUUUACCAUCAAAAUCCUGUUAAAUAAACUCAAUACUCUAUGUUUAAAAACAAUGGUAUUCAAAUAACUGCUGUUUACAACCAUUUUAGUCAAGUGUUCAUUAUUAUGGAUACCAGUAAAAUUCAAAUAUUCCAAAGCAUUAAAAUUGAAUGUCAGUUUGUGCUUUUUCUCUACUAGAUCGCUGGUUGACUGAAACUGUCAUUGAAUAACACAGAUUGCAAAACUACUGUUUUAUAGAUAUGUAUGGCACACUCAACAAAAUAAUUUUUCAUAUGACUUUCCAAUAUCAUUUAACAACCCUAAACAUCCAACCACUGUAUGUAAUAUACGAUGAGGUUUCAUCAUGCAUAGCUAAUAAUAAGAUAGAAACAUAUAGUUCUUCUUCUUAGAUUAUUAUAGUUUAUACCUUUUAUGUUUCUAAGUGACUAUUGUUUUUCUUAAGUUUCUUAUGUAGUAACAGUUAAAUACACUUUACAAUAACUAUUUUACAGGCAUGCAAAAUUCUUUUUAUUUUAAAAUAAUAGUAUACAAAAGACAAUCUAACUAGAAAACUGAAAAUCACUGUAUUUCCCAUAAAUCUAUAAAUAAAUGAUUCAUCCUUCUUGUAAUCAGUGUAUACUUAGCUGUGUAUUUAAAGUUCUGUGACAGUGGAGUUUACUUGUGAAAUAAAACUUUUACUAUA
This is a messenger RNA of Limulus polyphemus (Atlantic horseshoe crab), 2617 nucleotides long. Its product is annotated as protein ST7 homolog. The coding region runs from base 264 to 1802 and encodes 512 amino acids. Gene Ontology annotation, molecular function: protein binding. The transcript has 16 exons. The record is from RefSeq and is a predicted model, not a curated record. NCBI's taxonomy places the organism in Eukaryota, Metazoa, Arthropoda, Merostomata, Xiphosura, Limulidae.